This is a messenger RNA of Zygosaccharomyces rouxii, 4389 nucleotides long. Its product is annotated as pleiotropic drug resistance family ABC transporter. Lineage: Eukaryota; Fungi; Ascomycota; Saccharomycetes; Saccharomycetales; Saccharomycetaceae. Gene Ontology annotation, cellular component: membrane. The coding region runs from base 1 to 4389 and encodes 1462 amino acids. Gene Ontology annotation, biological process: xenobiotic detoxification by transmembrane export across the plasma membrane. The record is from RefSeq and is a predicted model, not a curated record. Gene Ontology annotation, molecular function: ABC-type transporter activity; ATP binding; ATP hydrolysis activity. The transcript has a single exon.
AUGGAAUUUGAACCUAAAAGUGAGGGCAGUUUGCCCAGUUAUGAGGGGUUAGACAAAAGCGCUGAAGUCCAAGUUCAACGAUUAGCUCAUGGUGUUAACCCUAUUCAUGAAGGUGCUCCUCAGCUAGAUCCGAAUUCUUCGGAUUUUUCGAGUAAGGCAUGGAUUCAAAAUAUGGCGAAUUUGAGUUCGGAGGAUCCUGAUCAUUUUAAGCCAUAUCAGGUCGGAUGUUGUUGGAAAGACCUUGCCGCUAGUGGUGCCUCGGCAGAUGUCGCUUAUCAGACUACUGUGGAAAAUUUACCAUGGAAGGUGCUUUUCUGGAUUUAUAGAAAAUUGAGGCCAACGAGGAAAUCUGACAUUUUCCAGAUUUUAAAACCCAUGGACGGUGCAUUAGAUCCUGGUGAAGUGUUGGUUGUCUUAGGUAGACCUGGUUCAGGGUGCACGACUUUAUUAAAAUCUAUUGCAUCUAAUACCCACGGUUUUAAUAUUGCAAAGGAUUCUACGAUUUCAUACAGUGGACUUUCUCCUAAGGAUAUUAAUAGGCAUUUUAGAGGUGAAGUGGUUUACAAUGCAGAGACAGAUAUUCAUCUACCGCAUCUAACAGUAUAUCAAACGUUACUCACUGUUUCGAGGUUAAAGACUCCACAGAAUAGAAUUAAAGGUGUGGAUAGAGAGACGUGGGCCAGGCACAUGACCGACGUUGUUAUGGCAACCUACGGGCUGUCACAUACGAAAAAUACCAAGGUCGGUGGUGAUCUAGUUAGAGGUGUUUCUGGUGGUGAAAGAAAGCGUGUCUCCAUCGCAGAAGUGACGAUCUGUGGAUCCAAGUUCCAAUGUUGGGAUAAUGCUACUAGAGGGUUGGAUGCGGCAACUGCUCUAGAAUUCAUCAAGGCAUUAAGGACGCAGGCGGAUAUUUUGGCAAGUACAGCAUGUAUUGCCAUUUACCAAUGUUCUCAAAAUGCAUACGACUUGUUCGAUAAGGUGUGUGUUUUGUACAGUGGUUACCAGAUCUUUUUUGGAUCUGCAGGAGAUGCUAAACGCUAUUUCGAGGAAAUGGGGUAUCAUUGUCCUAGUAGACAAACCACUGCGGAUUUCUUAACAUCAGUUACAAGUCCUGCGGAGAGAACUGUUAAUAAUGAAUAUAUUGAAAAGGGUAUACAUGUGCCUGAAACACCCGAAGAGAUGUCAGAUUAUUGGAGAAACUCUCAAGAGUAUAGAGAUUUGCAAGAACAAAUUCAAAACAGACUGGAUCAGAAUCACGAAGAGGGCCUAAGAGCCAUUAAGGAAUCCCAUAAUGCCGCGCAAUCAAAGAGGACCCGUCGAUCUUCACCUUAUACCGUUAGUUAUGGGAUGCAAAUUAAGUAUUUACUGAUUAGGAACAUGUGGAGAAUUAAAAACAGUUCAGGUAUUACUAUUUUCCAAGUGUUUGGUAAUUCUGUUAUGGCUCUUUUGUUAGGUUCCAUGUUUUACAAAGUUUUGAAGCCUUCAUCUACGGACACUUUCUAUUACAGAGGUGCAGCCAUGUUUUUUGCCAUUCUUUUCAAUGCCUUUUCAUCUCUACUGGAAAUUUUCUCACUGUAUGAAGCUAGACCAAUUACUGAGAAGCAUAGAACUUAUUCUCUUUACCGCCCAAGUGCAGAUGCAUUUGCAUCUGUCCUUUCUGAAAUUCCACCAAAGAUCGUAACUGCAAUUUGUUUCAAUGUCGCACUCUACUUCUUAGUGCAUUUUAGAGUGGAUGCUGGUAGAUUUUUCUUCUAUUUUCUCAUUAACAUUUUGGCCAUAUUUUCCAUGUCUCAUAUGUUUAGAUGUGUCGGUUCACUAACUAAAACUUUGACAGAAGCAAUGGUUCCGGCUUCUAUCUUACUUUUGGUGUUAUCCAUGUAUACCGGUUUUGCUAUUCCUAAGACAAAGAUGCUAGGUUGGUCUAAAUGGAUUUGGUACAUCAAUCCAUUGUCAUACCUUUUCGAAGCGCUAAUGGUUAACGAAUUUCACGAUCGUAACUUUAGUUGUACUUCAUUUAUUCCCAUGGGGCCAGGUUAUCAAUCUGUGUCAGGUACACAAAGGGUAUGUGCCGCUGUGGGGGCAGAACCUGGUCAAGAUUAUGUACUUGGUGAUAACUAUAUCAAACAGAGUUAUGGCUAUGAAAAUAAACAUAAGUGGCGUGCGUUUGGAGUUGGUAUGGCAUAUGUGAUUUUCUUUUUCUUUGUCUAUUUGUUCCUAUGUGAAGUUAAUCAAGGUGCUAAACAAAAUGGUGAAAUCCUAGUAUUUCCACAAUCAGUGGUUAGGAAGAUGCGUAAACAAAAGAAAAUCAGUGCCGGUAGUAACGAUUCCAGUGAUCCGGAAAAAACAAUUGGUGUCAAGGUUAACGAUUUAACCGAUACGACUUUGAUUAAGAAUUCCACGGACUCUUCAGCUGAACAAAAUCAAGAUAUUGGAUUGAAUAAAUCUGAGGCCAUUUUCCAUUGGAGAAAUGUAUGUUAUGAUGUGCAAAUCAAAAGCGAAACAAGGCGUAUAUUGGACAACAUUGAUGGUUGGGUUAAACCAGGUACGUUGACUGCCCUUAUGGGUGCUACUGGUGCUGGUAAAACUACGCUUCUUGAUUCCCUAGCACAAAGAGUUACUACAGGUGUUUUAACUGGUAGUAUUUUCGUCGAUGGUAAAUUGCGUGAUGAAUCUUUCGCAAGAUCUAUUGGUUAUUGUCAGCAACAAGAUCUGCACUUGACUACUGCAACCGUUAGAGAAUCUUUAUUGUUUUCAGCUAUGUUACGCCAACCUAAGAGUGUUCCUGCUUCUGAAAAGAGAAAGUAUGUGGAGGAAGUCAUUAACGUUCUUGAAAUGGAACCUUAUGCAGAUGCCAUUGUUGGUGUAGCUGGUGAGGGAUUGAACGUGGAACAGAGGAAAAGGUUGACCAUUGGUGUUGAGUUGGCGGCUAAACCUAAUCUUCUGCUUUUCCUCGAUGAACCUACAUCAGGUUUGGAUUCUCAAACGGCAUGGUCUAUCUGCCAACUGAUGAAGAAGUUAGCUAAUCGUGGACAGGCUAUCCUGUGUACAAUUCACCAGCCUUCUGCCAUGUUGAUUCAAGAAUUUGACAGAUUGUUAUUCUUACAAAAAGGUGGUCAAACUGUCUAUUUUGGUGAUUUGGGUAAAGACUGUAAAAGCAUGAUUCAUUAUUUUGAAAGCCAUGGUUCCCAUAAAUGUCCGUCUGACGGGAAUCCAGCGGAAUGGAUGCUUGAAAUAGUGGGUGCUGCACCUGGAACACAUGCGAAUCAAGAUUACUAUGAAGUCUGGAGAAAUUCUGAAGAGUAUCAAGAAGUGCAGAAAGAAUUGGAUCGCAUGGAAGACGAAUUGAAAGGUAUAGAUGGUGGAGAUGAACCAGAGAAGCAUAGGUCAUUUGCUACUGAUAUUUUUACACAAAUUAGACUCGUCAGUCAUCGUUUAUUACAGCAAUACUGGAGAAGUCCUUCUUACUUAUUCCCAAAGUUUUUAUUGACCGUCUUCAGUGAACUUUUCAUUGGUUUUACUCUUUUCAAGGCAGAUAGGUCAUUACAAGGUUUACAAAAUCAGAUGUUAUCGGUAUUCAUGUACACAGUUGUCUUCAACACUUUGUUACAGCAGUACCUACCACUUUAUGUGCAACAGAGAAAUCUAUAUGAAGCUAGAGAAAGACCUUCAAGAACUUUUUCAUGGUUUGCAUUCAUUGUUUCACAAAUUUUCAUAGAAGUGCCUUGGAAUAUCUUGGCUGGAACCGUUGCAUUUUUCUGUUAUUACUACCCCAUUGGAUUUUACCGUAAUGCAUCCGAGUCUCAUCAAUUGCAUGAAAGAGGAGCUCUGUUUUGGUUAUUCUCUACCGCAUACUACGUCUGGAUUGGAUCAAUGGGUCUGUUGGCUAAUUCCUUUAUCGAACACGAUGUGGCUGCCGCCAACUUGGCAAGUUUGUGUUACACUCUAGCUCUAUCCUUCUGUGGUGUUCUGGCUACACCAAAGGUUAUGCCUCGUUUCUGGAUUUUCAUGUACAGAGUUUCUCCGUUAACCUAUUUCAUUGAUGCGACUUUGGCGACUGGGAUUGCCAAUGUAGAUGUCAAAUGUGCAGAUUAUGAAUUCGCCAAAUUUACACCGCCAAAAGGGCAAAACUGUGGUGAUUACAUGAAGAACUUUAUUAAAUCAGCAGGUACUGGUUAUUUGAAAGAUUCCUCAGCCGUUGAUGAAUGUAAUUUUUGUCAAUUUUCCACCACUAACGCUUACUUGGAAUCUGUUACAUCCUCUUACUCUCGCAGGUGGAGAAACUAUGGUAUCUUUAUCUGCUUUAUCGCUUUUGAUUACAUCGCUGCUGUCUUCCUUUACUGGCUUGCUAGAGUGCCUAAGAAGAGCGGUAAAGUCUCGGGGAAGAAAUGA